Messenger RNA from Drosophila subpulchrella, 1757 nucleotides. RefSeq lists its product as uncharacterized. Bases 155 to 1546 code for a protein of 463 amino acids. NCBI's taxonomy places the organism in Eukaryota, Metazoa, Arthropoda, Insecta, Diptera, Drosophilidae. The record is from RefSeq and is a predicted model, not a curated record. The transcript is spliced from 2 exons.
AAAUACUUUAAGUCAUAUCACUACAAUUUUCUAUCUACAUAGUAGCUCCAACAAAACGUAUAUAUAAUUUUGUGUCUGAAAAAAAUAAUACAAGAGCAUUACAAAACGAGACCGUGAAAUACCUGAAGAAUAUAGAAGCUAUCUAGAAACCACAAUGCACAAUUUGAUAAAGAGUCGCGCCCUUUUCGAGAUCCUCAAGCGGCCUUUGCCGGACAAUUACUUUGAGGACAGCGAGGAGGAUUGCGAAGAUACUACCAUCGAUCUGGCAGGUCCAAAGGCGGUGAAGCUGUGUGCCAAUGCUCCGGAGUUUGUGCCGCGCUUCAUGAAGGCAGAGUCUACCCAAGACGAGGAUAAAGUGGAUUUGACCGAAUUAAAGAAAAUGUUUGAGGCCUUGGACGAGCAAAAGAUGUCCUUUGAAGAGAAAGACGACUUCAAAGUGGAUUUGACUGAACUAAAGAAAAUGUUUGAAGCUCUCGAUGAACCUAAGCCAAGCAGGUCGAUUAAAACGCUACCUUGGAGGGGAUUCCCCAAGAGAAAUGAUGGAAAUACUCGCAGUACACAGGUGAUUCUGUUGAAUGAUCUGGACUACAUGAUCGUUCCUCGCCACAAGAUAAACAAAAAUUCGCAUGAGGAACACCUGGUUAAUCCGUCUGAAUGCAAGGAAAAUAUUGAACCCGAUAUCGCUUUCCCCACAACAUCCUAUUUACCAGCUCCCGAUGACAGGCCCGCAAAGGCCUAUCAAAGGCGAGUCGAACAGGAACGAAAGGUGGCCUUGGAAGCCCUGAAACUGGUGGAGCAACGACGCAUGAGGGAUCCCCUGGUGCCCUCGUCGAAUCAGGCCAAUGACAACUCGGAGAAAACCCAGCCGGUUGUGCAUAUCUCUCGAUCGCCCAUAAGAUUUUCGCCAGAGGAAAAACUUAAAGUGGAUCGUUUGCGAAUCGCGAAGAGGGAGCGAAUCGAAAAGGCCCUUUUGGAAAUGGAAAGCGAGAAAAAAGAGCAGCAGCUAUUGGAAUUGGAUCAGGAGAAACGAGUCCUGGCGCCCAAUCGUCAAAGCAGCGUUCAAAAUAAUCCUGAAAAGGAGAAGGAGGUGGAGGUGGCCACCAAAAGAUACAUACCCACCGUCAAGGAAUGGUCCGAGCUACGUCGGGCCAGGCACCUGGCCAAGGUGGAGGGCGAUAAAGAGAACGUUAAGCCAGCUAAAACCAAGCCACCUGUAACCAAUGCCAACGAAAACAAUAGCAUUCCAUCAAAGUCUUCUAAAAAGGGCGAUCCGGGGCAAUUUGCAGCCAAACCGCUCUAUUCUCCACCAGUCAAACUGCUCGAAGUGGAGAAGCGCAGGGGAAAUCUAACCCAUUUCCAAUCGUUUCGCAAGUUUUCCAACCGUAGAGGUUCUAAAGCUCCGAUAACGAUAGUGCUCGAUCAAAACGGAAAAGUCGUACAACGCUAUAGUAUUGAGGAACUGCUGCAGUUCGAACCGCAGCCUGAGGAUCUUGAGAAACCCAACAUCGAUGGACACUUCGAACGAUUUGGAUUUCUGUGCAAUUGAUAUGAUCACCAUUUAAUUCUCUCCGUAUCUUUUUUUUUCCGUAUCUGUUUAGUUUCUGUUAUGUUUUUUGGUUCCAUGUUGAUCAGUUUUCAUUUGUUAUUUAUUUUGAAUUCUCAAUUUAAAAACCAUUUAACACUUAUGGGUAUUCAUAUACAGUACAUACAUACAUAUACAGCUGAAGAAAAAAUGCCAUUCUAAAUGUAUGUUUUGU